This is a messenger RNA of Scophthalmus maximus (turbot), 778 nucleotides long. It is a transcript of the gene wdr83os, whose product is annotated as WD repeat domain 83 opposite strand. Gene Ontology annotation, molecular function: protein folding chaperone. Gene Ontology annotation, biological process: protein insertion into ER membrane. Gene Ontology annotation, cellular component: endoplasmic reticulum membrane. The transcript has 4 exons. NCBI's taxonomy places the organism in Eukaryota, Metazoa, Chordata, Actinopteri, Pleuronectiformes, Scophthalmidae. The coding region runs from base 113 to 433 and encodes 106 amino acids. The record is from RefSeq and is a predicted model, not a curated record.
CCUCUUCUUCCGCCGUCGUCGUCGUCGAAGCGGCCUGUCAGUCAGCUGUUUGUCGGUCGGUCACCGGGAGUUUAAAGUUCCUCAUCGUAACAGUCCACGACGGGAGCGCGUCAUGUCUUUCAACAAUAUGGCAGACCCGAGGCGGCAGAAUAAGAUUCUACGGUACAAACCCCCCAGCACAGACACUAACCCCACACUGGAAGACCCCACGCCGGACUACAUGAACCUGCUCGGCAUGAUCUUCAGCAUGUGUGGACUGAUGCUCAAGUUGAAGUGGUGCGCCUGGAUCGCCGUCUACUGCUCUUUCAUCAGUUUCGCAAACUCUAGGAGCUCGGAGGACACCAAGCAGAUGAUGAGCAGCUUCAUGCUGUCCAUCUCCGCGGUUGUGAUGUCUUACCUCCAGAACCCGCAGCCGAUGUCGCCGCCAUGGUAACCAAGAGCCAACCGCAGCAGGUCAAGUGAACCGUGGAUGCCAGAGUUGGCGAUGAGACAGCUGAUCGUCGUCGUCCCUUCCCCUCCCCUCUGGCCAUUGUUGGGUAAAGAACAGGGACUGAAAUGGAAGAUAAUUAGAUAUAAAGAGAAGAAGAGAUAUAAAACCAGACGGCCAGGAAACGAGGACGCGACGUCAAGACGGAGAGAGCUAAUGGUUUCUGACUGAGUUCUCAUGUGUCUCUUUUUUUUAACCUUUUCUAAGUCUUUUUGGUUGUCGAUGACAAUUUCACUCAUUGGCUGAUCUCUGGCAGGACGUCAUUAUUAAAGUUGUACAGUUUUAAAAGUA